UGAGGUCUCUGCCUGUGCGAGCAGAAAUAGCCCGUGGCUCUGGGGGUGGGACAUAGGACGCACGAGUUCUUCCGACUCUCCGCCCAGCCCCGCCGAUGUUCUUGUCUCAGUUGGGAACUCCUUGUUCCCAAACGGAGUUUUAUUUUUGUGCUUGCUCUGUUUAGAGAAUCAGCCCAGUUACGCCGUUUUUUAAGAGUCGCGCGCAAACUCGGGGACGCGCCGGAGGCGGCGGCAGGAAAGCGGCUAGACGUAGGCUGGUUUUGUUUACUGGGUCCGAGUCAUUAAUUCGUAUCUUCGAGCAGCUGCCGUGUUCUCGUCUUCCCUUUUCCUCCUCCCUUACUAAGGGGCGGGGGGGAAGGAGUGAGGUGAGGAAAAAGCACCUCGACCAGCUUUAUGGGGGCUGAGUCUAAAUCCCAAAGGAAACAUGCCUCUUUCUGAGAGUAAAAUCCUACAACCUUCCUGCAGCAGGAAACUAUGCAGAAAUCUCUUUGGACCAGUUGAUCAUGAACAGCUCCAGAAGGACUUUCAGUCCUUGAUGAAGGUCCAGCUGGAGGAAGCCCAGCAAAAGUGGAACUUUGACUUUGAAACAGAAACCCCACUGGAAGGGAAUUACAAAUGGGAAAAGGUCUCUCACCUAAAUAUGCUGCCAUCGCCAGAUCUCUUAGACCACACAAAGGAGAACAGCUGUGCUGGGGAAAAGAGCCGGAGUUCUCCAGCACUUUUCAAGAGGCACACGAAGACAGAGAGACCAGGGCAGGUGGGCCUUGAAGCUCGUAAGCCUGACUCUCCCAGGUCUUUGAAAAGAAAGCAGACAAGUAUUAAAGACUUCUACAGUUCGAAGCGAAGAACUAUCCCAUAUAAGUCAAAACCAUGAUAAGUGCACUGCAAGCAAAGUACGUCCAUGUAGUCUGUUGGCUGAAGAUAUUUAUCUGUCUUCAUCACUAUUAUCUGGAAUGACCUACUUGGGUACCACACCCGGUGAAGUCACCCAGGAUGGCUAUUUUGAAGGACCAGCUGAUCAGCAUUACAACUCCUUGACUGAAGAUCCUCAGAGAUCUCUUAUUUUAUAUAAACUCUGUAGCGGACUAGUAUAACACUUCAGAAGGGUGUAGAUAUUAGAUCAUUGAUAGCACUGGAGCUUUAUGUGCAAUGGAAUAUUGUAAAAUCUUCCCUUUAAAUAUACUUAAAGUUGCAGGGGGAGGGAUCAUAUCUAAAGGGCCAAGUGUGUAGGGGCCAGUGUGAUGGACCCAAGAAAGGGCCAACGUACGUUCUGCUAGUUGCAGAGAUCUGUUUUAUGUGUCAUCUACUUGCCGCCUUUUAUGUGCCUCAGGAAAAGCUUGGUAUGAUGUCUCACUAUGCGGGUGCAGGUCUAGGAAUUAAUAUAUGUACAGGAUAACGUCUUAGGCUUGUGAUCUUUCUGUCUCUUUUUACUCCAUUAUGUUUAAGCAAAUAUUGUGAGGGAAAGGAAUUGAUUGUUCUUUUUUUUUUUUUUUUAAGCCUGGCAAAUGUUUUUUUAAAAAAGAUGAAGAACCUGUGGUUAUGGUGGGUACGGUUGUGCAUCAAACCAUAGCACUUACUGCUGUGAAGAGGGCAGGGAGUCCAUGUUGGAGAUAUGGCAAACAAUGUAGCCUUGGUCAGUUAUUUUUUGGGUAAUUUAUAUGUCCUUUUGUUAUAUAACUGUACAGGAGUACCUAACAAUAUAACUGCCCCAUAAUAAUACAAUUAAGACAGAAGAUGGAACACAUAUUAGUGUGAGGGACAGGUAUAAUCAUAAAAUUGAGCAUACAUCACUACUGUCUUAGUUCCUUCUACCAUACAGUAUGUUCUUUGCCAGCAUAAUUAGCUAUUGAACCUUUUUUAAUGCAGAUCUUUCAGUAUGUAUUUAUGUAGCAUUGUAGCGAUUAGUGAGGGAAAAUGGUGUGUGCUAGCAAGGGUUCAUGUAGUGUAAUCUUUGACUUUCCAUUGCCGUAUCUCACUGUGGCAUAGCACAUUUGUGAUAGAGGUUGAUAAAAGGACUUGGCCCAGACUUGCUUUCUGUAAUUCCUAUAGCUAUCUGUGUUCUCUGAGCUGUCUUUAAAUAAGAGGCAUUGCCAAACUGGCAAUUACAUCACUUAAAGCUACAGCUUAGUUACUUAGUGUGAGAUAAUCUAAUUCACAGAUUUCUUUUUGCUUGGAAUUUGGGGCUAUUAUAAAUUCUUGCUGUUGCACUUUCCUGUCAGAUAUCCACAUCUUAAUCCUGGGUACAUUGUAUGAUUAUAAUCAAAAGUACAGGCCUAUAAUAUAAUCAAAAGUUUGGAACCCAUCUUUAAUGGCAGUUUUGCUUGUAUCUGCAAUGCUUCUUUAUCUCCAUCUUGUUGUAAUAAUAAGGUAGGGACAGCAUUCCAUUGUCAGAAUUUGUUACAAUGGUGCAAUGUGGUGUUUUUAUGGGAAUUGCUUCUUUUAUUGGGUCAGCAGAAGCUGCAACUGGUUUGUAAAACCCACAUUUCUAACUUGACUAUGUUUUAUGGUAGAUCUAAAUUCCUACACCACAAAGAAAAUGUGGAUAGUAUAUCAGCAUCUGGUAGGGAUUCCUAACCUUCUUGACUGGUGGGCAUAUUUUGAAUUUUGAGAAAGUAUUGCAAUGCCUCACAAAAGAACUCCUAAUGGGAAAAGAGCUUGCACGUUCAUAAAAUGGUUGGCAUAGUCAUAAAAUACCAGUCUUCCAGAAGGGAAGCUGGUCAAGGUAAAAAGAAGUGUCUUGUCCAGGAACUCAGGCAGAAGGCAAGGGGCAAUGUUUAGCAAAGCCACUUUUCUCAGUUCCUUUGGAGGCCUUAAACUCCAAAAUGCAAAGCCACUUUUCUCAGUUUCCAAAUCUGUUUUCCAAAUGACAAACAAAUGAGGCUCAAAAGAAAGCAGGGUGGCCAAGAACUGAAUGCAAGGCAGAGGCAGAAUGUGAGUUCCGUAUGUCAAAUUACACACAAAACCCAUAAAUGCAACAAAAUGGCCAUUUCACACCUGCAAAGUUCCUCCUCGACGCCAGGCAGCAGACACAGCACAGGCAAAACCACCUGCUUGCUUUAGUUGGCUAGGAUGUGUUUUGCUACCUCCCCAAGCUUAUCUAAUUUUGUUCUGGAUAUUUGCACACCUUAAAGCCUAGAGGCUUUCUUAGAAAUAAAAUAUGUUGGAAGUUAACACACAAUUUUAUAGCAGGAUGGGGUUUUCUUCCCCCUAUUUAAUUUUGUAAGAUGCUAAAUUAAAAAAAGCAAAAAACAAAACAGUCAGGAAAUCUAGCAAUUGCCAAGGAAGCAUCAGUGGGCAGCACUGAGCUAGCGUUUUACUCCUGACAAA
Python bivittatus (Burmese python) is the source of this 3327-nucleotide messenger RNA. RefSeq names its product cyclin dependent kinase inhibitor 1A (gene CDKN1A). The record is from RefSeq and is a predicted model, not a curated record. Gene Ontology annotation, biological process: regulation of G1/S transition of mitotic cell cycle; signal transduction by p53 class mediator; negative regulation of cyclin-dependent protein serine/threonine kinase activity. Gene Ontology annotation, molecular function: cyclin-dependent protein serine/threonine kinase inhibitor activity. Gene Ontology annotation, cellular component: nucleus; cyclin-dependent protein kinase holoenzyme complex. NCBI's taxonomy places the organism in Eukaryota, Metazoa, Chordata, Lepidosauria, Squamata, Pythonidae.